AGCUGAGAUCCUGCUGAGAUCCUGCUGAGAUCCUGCUGAGUCUUACGCCUCUCAAACAGUGGAAGAAAAAAAAUUUUAUUAUUUUUUUUUGUUUGGUUUGUUUAAGUGAAGUGUGAAGUUUUGAACUAAACAAAAAAGAUAAAAAUAAAAAAAAAAUGUUCUGGCCAGGACUUCUGCGCUGCAUCCUCCUGCUCUCCAUCGCCGGGAUUCUACUCCUCUCUAAUUCAUCUGCGAGGAGAAUCAGAGUCAGAAGACAAAAUAUGAAGGUUAGAAUUAACGCCACUGGUGACACUAUUGUCCUGAAGUUUCUUCGACCCAACCCUGAUAUCAAGCUUGAGGGCUACAUCCUGGGCUAUGGCUCUAGUAUGUUCUCCAAGCAGUUCAUCCAGCUUCCAGAAAAUGGACAACCCUACGAAACAGAGAUUGAUGCUGAACCAAAAUACCUAGUUGCCGUCCAGCCAAUCAAACCCAAUGAUGUGAAAAAACAAUGUACAGGUAAAGUCAACCUGGACAAACCUCUUAACCUGGUGAUUGGGACAGUCUCACCCACCUCAGUGCUGCUAUCCUGGGGGCCAUAUGCGAAGGUGGCUUAUGAGGGCAACAUCAUGAAUGACUGUCUGGAAAACGGUUACUACACAAUCCGCUACAGGGAAAGGAACAGGAAGUGGAUCUAUCAGACUUGCCCCACCAGUGACACGGUCAUCGACAACCUAAAACCCAACACUCACUAUGAGUUUGGCGUCCGACCCAACAAAGACGACCGCAGCGGCGUGUGGAGCAAACCCGUCAUCCACAGCACCAACAUGGGGGACAAAACCAUGAACAGCCCCCUCAAGCCAAGUCAGACCAAGCCUGAGAAGCCAGUGAUGCCUGGACCACGCACAGUGUUUCCACCGCGGCCAGCUCUGGACAACAGGACCCUGUCAAGACUCCAAACUCACACAAAGCCUGCCAUUCCUGGAGCUCCAAAGACAUCUUUUGUGCCUCCUCUGGUAGAGCAGGAAACUGCACUCAUCUCUGGGUCCAAUGAGCCCAAUCAGCCUCAGCUAACACUGGAAACAGACACAGGCAGUCUUGCUAGAAAUGCCUCUUCUCGAGCCGGAGGGAUUUCUCUCCAAUUGCCACGUCUCCUGUCCACUCAACCCCCUCGGCAGACAACCACUGUCAGUCCUCACACCCCCUUCGAAGGCACCCAGAGACUUGGCCUCUCCCAGAGCAAGGCACCAAGUGCCACUCCCAAGACUUAUAGUUCGUCUGGUAAUUCUGGUAAAAACUUUCUGAAAGACCCAAGCUUGUCUGUUCCACCCAAACCAGUUGAUUCAGGCGUAGCAGUGACCAGCAGGAACCGGACGGUUGUGCCCAGAACUCCUUUAAAUCCUAACACCAUGCGGCCCCCUUCUUUCCCCAGGGCCAACGACUCGUUCAGAAGAUAUGGGGUGAACGGACAACAUCAUAAAGGAAUGUCUUUCCCCAAACCAGUCACAUGGUCCAGAGCCAGAAUGGGUUCUUCUCCUCGUUCAACUUUCACCAUCAAUAAAAAGCCUAACCAGGUCGGAAAAGCCAGUAUAAAUGACAAAUUGAUUGACCCGAAACCUGACAAAUCAUCUUUCCUGAAGCCCAAAGCACCCCCUGCGACGGCCAAACCAGUCAAACCCAAAACAACUGCUUCGUCUGUGAAGGCGGCACAUUUUGAAACAUGGGAGAACUCAUCAGCUUUCAGCUCUAUUCCAGUUUCCAAAGUGGACGCCCUGGGCAAAGAGCGCUUCAUUGCUCCUCACGUGGUUUAUAAAACAGACAAGAAACCAGACGAGCCGUGUUCUAUCACUACGUCCCUGAGCUACUUUCCAGAGGAAGAAGGAGGGGAAACCACAGUGACCGGCCCUCCCCGUACAGCCCCGUCUAACCUUACUGUGGUUACAGUGGAAGGUUGUCCAUCUUUCAUCAUCCUUGACUGGGAUAAAACUGACAACGAAACCACGGAGUAUGAAGUCAUCUCCACCACUAAAGGACCUGACGGAGAAAAGGUCUCCAUCCUAACCACCAACCAAACCCACACAGCUGUGGAGAACCUCAAACCUGAAUCCAGUUAUGAGUUCAAAGUGAAGCCAAAGAAUGAACGCGGCGAGGGGCCACCCAGCGAACCAGUGACCUUUAACACAGAGUCUGCGGAUCCGAGAGUGAGCGAGUACGUUUCAGGCAAGGAUGCUAUCUGGACACAGUUCCCAUUCAAGACUGAUGCUUAUUCAGAGUGCAACGGGAAGCAGUAUGUUAAGAGAACAUGGUAUCGCAAGUUUGUCGGCAUCCAGCUCUGCAACUCGCUCCGAUAUAAGAUUUACCUGAGCGACUCACUUACCGGUAAAUUCUACAACAUUGGGGACCAGACAGGCCAUGGAGAGGACCACUGUCAGUUCGUUGACUCCUUCCUGGAUGGAAGGACUGGGACACAACUGCCAGCAGACCAGCUUGAACCUAGACCAGGUUUCUUCAGAGCCGUAAGGCAAGAGCCCGUUCACUUCGGCCAAAUUGGAGGCAAUUCACAUAUCACUUAUGUUGGCUGGUACGAGUGUGGUACACCAAUCCCAGGAAAGUGGUAGAACCCCAAAGUAUGCCUGAAGUGAAAGAAGUAACUUUUAUUGGCUGAGAUGGUCACAUGCUGGUUAUUUUUCACCAAUGACUUGGUGGUGUGUGAUACCUCAACCUCUGACGUCAAAGUCCAAAACAUGUAUAAAGAUGUACAGUUUUGCAGAGUCAGGGACUUAUUAGCAGGUUUGCGUUGUAUAUGAACGAACCAUGCCUCGCUGUCUUAUUUAUCACUAUUACACAUCAAGCUAGGGGGGAAAAAAACAACAAAAAUAGAAUAAGGAACCAUAGUAAGCAGUUCAUGUAAGUCAUAGAUGUUUUGAAAUACGACUUUGAUUUAAAUAUUGGGAAGCUGGCUCCCUAAAAAUAUUUUGAUAUUUUGUGUAAUAUUAUAUUAAUUAUUAUUAUUGUGUAAAAAUUGCGGUGCCUUGUUUCUGAGUGAGAGGGACUGGACGGUCCAAUGAGUGAAAUAUUUUUUCACACUCAUUAAAUUCAUCAACUCAUCUAUCCAUCAACCCAUCAAUCCAUUUAUUCAUCCAUCCGUUGAUUCAUUCCUUACCUCAUUCAUUCAUUAGCAUACAUGUUACAUUCAUCUAUCAUGUUUUUCUUCCUAAGCCCUGCUAUAGUGGGGGCCCCAGACUGUAAAGACCUUACACUUGCAAUUUGCACAGCAUAAAUCUAUUUAUAUGUAUAUGGAGAGAAUAUUUUUUCAUUAAACCUAUAAACAAAAAGGGCUUCUUCAAGUUUUUGAAGCACCAAGUGAUGCUUCUUUCAGUACAAAGCCCAUCAAAUGGGUUUGCAGCCAAAAAAACUGUUGCUCAUGGCACGCAGGCACAAGUAUGUUUUGUACAGUAAAUACUUCUACCCAUUCAAAGGUCACUUAAAGUGUAUAUAUAUAUAUUAAAAAUUGAGCUGUAAAAGACUGUAAGAUUGCAUUGUUGAUUUGAAACAAUGUUCUAAUGUAUUAUUUUUCAGUAAAAAGAAAACCACAGAACAUUUGGUUUCCCCUUUUUUUAUAAUAAAAACAACUCUUUGAUGA
Clarias gariepinus (North African catfish) is the source of this 3619-nucleotide messenger RNA. RefSeq names its product ABI family, member 3 (NESH) binding protein b (gene abi3bpb). Lineage: Eukaryota; Metazoa; Chordata; Actinopteri; Siluriformes; Clariidae. The transcript is spliced from 22 exons. Bases 156 to 2594 code for a protein of 812 amino acids. Gene Ontology annotation, molecular function: protein binding. Gene Ontology annotation, biological process: extracellular matrix organization; positive regulation of cell-substrate adhesion. The record is from RefSeq and is a predicted model, not a curated record.